CCAUACGUGUCAAUUUCUCUUUGGUUAGGUCGUAAUUUCUCUCUCUCUUGUUUCAUCGUCUCUCUCACGACGAAUGACGAUUCUAAUCUCUUUGAUUCAAUCGGAAGCAAACGGGGGAGUUUCCUUAGGUCGUCCGAGUCUUCUAUCCGCCUGUGAAGAUCAUCUCCACCUGACGCGGUCACGAGUUGAAAUCAGAGAAAUUUUCCAAGGGAGACAGUAAGUUUCAAGAGGAGAGGACUCGAUGGAAUUUGAUCUGGGAGCAAGAAGUCUGUUCACCUACGAACGAACGAGUCCCCUGUAAUUAAGGUUUCUGAUUUUAUACAUAUAUGCCUCUCUGUGAUUUCUUUACAUUAAGAAAGCGUCGAUUCAGAACACAAGUGAUGCAUCAAAGUGGGAUUUAGACGCUAGAAAUCUCAAUUUCUUUGUAUUAUUGUAAGAAUAUUCCAAAUUACUCAUGAUUUUGAUUAUACAGACUACAUUGCCAAUUUUGACUUAAACGUUGCCAAUUAUGGUUUAGGGUUCAUAAUAUUAUUGGCUUAUGUAAGUUUUGUUUUUUGGAUUCCAUAAUGAUACGUGUGGAUGCUAAGCAGGGAGCGCCAAAAGAUGGGCAUUAUCCACUUAAAGCUUUUCCAUGUGGACAUUUUAUCCUCUCAGAAUCCAUUUGACAGAGACAAUGUACAGAAUGAUGUGGGAGUAUUUCUUCCCAGAGGAAUACUCUUUUGGGUUAAUAUUUUUGUCCUGCAGGAAGUUUGGGAAAUUUCGACAAUAGCUGGUUCAAAACGUGUAAAGGAAGGGUUGGCAGGUGAAGGUCAUGAAUCUACUGAAACAACUAGCCACGCCAUUAGGGAUGUUGAAGCAUCUCGAGUUAGUUAUGCAGGUCUCUUCUUCUGCGAUUGUGCACUCACAAACCAACGCAGGCUCUGUCCAAAAAUCCAAUAUCCUAAGCCUCACUGGUGGUUCAGCUCAGGAGUUGAGAAGAACAUCUUCUUUCAAUAGGAGCUGGGAAGAAAAUGUGGCAGAAUCCAUAGCUAAUGAACUCGUUCUACAGGCCCACUCUUGCACAUUGUCAUCUUCCUCUACAAGCUCACUAUUGCCGCUCUUCUCAUAAAGAAAAGAAGGCUGGGAAAUCACACACGAGGAGAAGAAAUCUAGGCCUUUAACGAUGAUGGAGUUUCACAAUAUUAAAACUAGUCAGACAGAGAAACUAUAAGUUCUUACCCCCCAAAAAAGGAGAGAAACUUCAAGUAAAUAUGGAGGAACAAGGAGCUCUAUUACGAGCCAGAAAAUCUUUAUACAGGCUUUACUUCAAAGGUUUGGUAAUCGAGGAAACAACGGUAACAUUGGCAGGAUUUGGGGUUGCAAUUUGCGGUGACAAGGAUGAUCUGGUUUUUGACAUGAAGGGACCAAUUCAUGACCCCUCCAUUACAGUUUUGGAGGCUGAGCUUAUAGCAUUGAAGUGCGGAUUAAAAGAAGCUGUGAGUAUGCAGAUCAAAGAUAUCUCAAUCUGCUGUGAUGAUGAUCAGAUUUUCGAACUGGUCAUGGGGAGAUCUACGCCGGAGCAAGAAAGCAUCGCUCUGCUAAUGCGUGAUGUGCAAGGCAUCAGAAAAUAUUUAAGGUCUAGCAUCCCUGUCAUGUUGACUCGAAAUCACGACAAUUUUGCUUACGAAUUUGCAAUAGAAGCAAUCUUAGAGAUGCCUGUGCCUCCUGCUCAGAAAGAGAAUUGCAGUAUCUGUAUGAAAGAUGACAUCAAUGCUGAUCAGAUGUUUCAUGUUGCUAAAUGUGGUCAUAUGUUUUGUUCCGACUGUGUGAGAAGUCAUAUAGAGGCGCGACUAUCUACGAGAUAUAAAUUGAGGUGUCCUGGUAUUCGGUGCAAAUCUCCGCUGACUUAUGGACAUUGUGUCAACAUUUUGACACCUGAACUAAAAGAGAAGUGGGAAAAAAUGAUCAACGAAGACUUGAUUCCUGUAACGGAUAGAGUGUAUUGCCCAAACCCUAGGUGCUCGGCUUUAAUGUCGGUAGCCGACUUCUCUGGACUUAUGGGAGUUAGAAGAUCCUGUGUGAAAUGCGGUAAACCAUUUUGCAUCAACUGCAAAGUUCCUUGGCAUAUUAACUUAUCUUGCCGCCAGUACAAGAGGUUACAUCCAAAUCCUACAGAAAACGAUGGAAAGCUAAGGGAUCUAGCAAAUGAGGAGCGCUGGCGUCAAUGCAGAAAGUGUCAACACAUGAUUGAACGUUCUUCUGGAUGCCCCAGCAUGAUUUGCAGAUGUGGACAUAACUUUUGCUAUCAUUGUGGAGGCGAUGCUGGACUUUGCUACCAUGGUCAUGACUUUUCUCCACCCAGGUUGAGGAACCCAACGCGGAUUAGGAGCCCAACGCGGAUGCGCUUCUUUUUUGGUUGCUUUUAAGUGAUAAUUGAUAUUGUUUGUUAGUUUAACACCGAGACAUGUUUGAUCCGCAUAUCUUAUUAUAUAAAUGUUGAUUUUCAAAGUUACUACCUUACAAUUAUUAUAGCUACACAUUUAUAUUA
This is a messenger RNA of Camelina sativa (false flax), 2527 nucleotides long. Its product is annotated as E3 ubiquitin-protein ligase RSL1. The record is from RefSeq and is a predicted model, not a curated record. NCBI's taxonomy places the organism in Eukaryota, Viridiplantae, Streptophyta, Magnoliopsida, Brassicales, Brassicaceae. Gene Ontology annotation, biological process: protein ubiquitination. Gene Ontology annotation, molecular function: nucleic acid binding; zinc ion binding; ubiquitin-protein transferase activity.